Rotaria socialis is the source of this 366-nucleotide messenger RNA. NCBI's taxonomy places the organism in Eukaryota, Metazoa, Rotifera, Eurotatoria, Philodinida, Philodinidae. The record is from the annotation of a GenBank genome assembly.
AUGAAAAUUAUUUUUUAUCUUCGUCGUCGAUCUCUAGUGGAACGUUUUCGUCGAAAACAAUCGAUUCAAAUGUUACGUCAUAUUGUUUACAUGCUUAUUAUUCUAAGUAUUACCGGAAUUCCAUUACGAGCUAUUUUCAUUCAGGCCCAUAUCAAUCAAAAGCUUGUACCAUACUAUGCACAAAAAUUAGGCAUGCUUUUUGUUACAUUUUCACAUGCCGGUGUCAUGAUCUAUAUACUUCUUUUAACAGCAGAUGUACGUCGUAGUCUUAUUCAAUCACUCAGAUUUUCUUAUAAAAUACCAACACAGAUAGAACACAUAGCACCCAUGCAAAUAAAUGUGCCAAGAUUGAAUAUUAAUCAUUGA